AGCAGCGGUCUCUGCCCGGCUCCCUCUGCUCCUGGAGAAGAAGCCAAAGAAGAGCAAAAUGAGCAAGAGGACCACCAGCCUGCAGCUGUGGUCACAGCAGAGCCUGAUGGUCCCAAGAGAAUGACAGAAGCAGCAGCGGUCUCUGCCCCGGCUCCCUCUGCUCCUGGAGAAGAAGCCAAAGAAGAGCAAAAUGAGCAAGAGGACCACCAGCCUGCAGCUGUGGUCACAGCAGAGCCUGAUGGUCCCAAGAGAAUGACAGAAGCAGCAGCGGUCUCUGCCCCGGCUCCCUCUGCUCCUGGAGAAGAAGCCAAAGAAGAGCAAAAUGAGCAAGAGGACCACCAGCCUGCAGCUGUGGUCACAGCAGAGCCUGAUGGUCCCGAGAGAAUCCUUCCAGAGAAAGUGCAGGAACAGAUUGCAUUAUCAGAGAUGCCAUGCCAGACUCAGGGAGAGCUGAGAGCCCGAGAGCAGGAAAAGCAGCUCAGGCAGCAGGUGGAAGAGCCACAGGAGAAUGGCCAGAGCAUCAAGGCAGAGCCACAGGCAGAGCUGCCCGAAGCUCAGAGUCCCAUCACGGAAGUGAAGAAGAGGAAUCAGGAAGACAUGAGAAGAAUUCAAGAGGAGAUGAAUCUCCAUCAGCAGAGGGGCGAUCAACAAAACCAGGUGAGUGAAAGAGUGGCAGCCACUCCACUCAUGAAAGAUCCUCUCUCUUGUAUUUUACAGAACUUGAUGGAACAGCUGGACACAGAGUUUCAGAAAGCUCACGCUAAGAUCAAGGCAAGGGCGAAGAGGCAGGAGGAAGAAAUGAAAAUUGUCAGAGAAAAACUUAAUCCCCUCCCUCAGGCUCUACAAAAGCAAGUGCAAGUGUUGACAUCUCACCGGGCAGCCGGCAAAGACUUCUGGCAAAUGAGUGGCAAUGAAGAGCCCCGAGGCUGGUGUGAGGCAGAGGAACUGUCCCCACCAAAGGUGCUACAGGUUGAGCAUGACCUGAAGAUGGUGCAGGAAAAGAGGACACAGUGGGGGGAGAUCUACAAGGGCUUUGUCACCAAACCUGCUGCAGCAGCAACAUUGCCUAAAGGAGCCUUUGCUCUCCAACCUGAGAAGCGGAGCCGGGGCGGUUUGCUCAUCUCCAGUGCUGACCCAGCUGCUGCUCAGCACCGGGAGAUCAAGGAUGACUCCCUGGAGCUACGGAGGAAAAUAGUGAACAUGGAAAAUCCCGUGAUGAAAUACACGGAACUGGAAUAUAUUGGCAGAGGGACUUUUGGAGAUGUUUGCAGAGCGCUUGACAAUGCCACAGGAGAACAGGUGGCCAUAAAGAAAAUAAAUCUCCAAGAACUGAGGAAGAAGGAACUAAAAGUCAAUGAACUCAUGGUCAUGAAGACAAAUGAGAAUCCCAACCUGGUCAACUAUUUAGACAGCUACCUUGUGGAUGAGCAGCGCUGGCUGGUCAUGGAGUACAUGGAUGGAGGCACUCUGAGCGAUGUCAUCAGCAAGACCUACCUGUCUGAAGAUGAGAUGGCAACUAUCAGUCGGGAGUGCCUGCAAGGCCUGGAAUUUCUUCACUCGAACCUCGUGAUCCACCGAGAUGUGAAGAGCAGCAACAUCCUUCUCAGAACCGACGGCUCUGUCAAGCUGGCUGACUCUGGCCUCUUUGCUCAGCUCACCCCUGAGCAGAGUCGACGGAGCUCAGUGGCCAGCACUUCUGGGUGGAUGGCGCCUGAAGUGGUGACAGGUCAACCAUGUGGCCCCAAAGUGGACAUAUGGUCUGUUGGAAUUGUGGGCAUCGAAAUGGUGGAACGAGAAGUUCCUUACUGGAAUGAAACUCCUGUUUCGCCUCAACUCCUGAUAGCCAUACGAGGGACACCAAAGCUGCAGCAGCCCAACCGAUUCUCGCCUUGCCUGCGUGACUUCCUGAGCUGCUGCCUGCAGACAGACGAGGCGCGGCGCUGGUCUGCCAAGGAGCUCCUGCAGCAUCCAUUUGUAACAUCAGCCAAGCCAGCGUCCACCCUGGUACCACUCAUCAACUCAGCGAAGAAGGAGAAGAAGAAGACAAGAAUUUAACAAUCAAGAUAUUAUCUCCAUAACCAAGUUAGAGUAGGAUUGUAGAGUAGGACUCUAGAGUAGAAUUGUUGAGUAAUUUUGUAGUAUAGGUUUAUAGAGUAGGAUUGGAAUUAAAUAAAGUUUCUGAAGCAUCAA
Vidua chalybeata is the source of this 2190-nucleotide messenger RNA. RefSeq names its product serine/threonine-protein kinase PAK 3-like. The transcript has 15 exons. The record is from RefSeq and is a predicted model, not a curated record. Gene Ontology annotation, cellular component: cytoplasm. Gene Ontology annotation, molecular function: protein serine/threonine kinase activity; ATP binding. Gene Ontology annotation, biological process: regulation of axonogenesis; protein phosphorylation; intracellular signal transduction. NCBI's taxonomy places the organism in Eukaryota, Metazoa, Chordata, Aves, Passeriformes, Viduidae. Bases 121 to 2055 code for a protein of 644 amino acids.